Molecule: messenger RNA, 654 nt
Organism: Aphanomyces astaci
Lineage: Eukaryota; Oomycota; Saprolegniomycetes; Saprolegniales; Verrucalvaceae
Exons: 2
Coding region: 1-654 (217 amino acids)
Source: RefSeq, a predicted model, not a curated record
AUGUCCUCAGAGGUGGCACCAGUCUACACAGCCACAGACCUUCUUGCCUACGUCCGUGCCGAAUAUAUCGCGCCACUGACCAUGGCGGCACGACGACACACAAACUACUAUAUCUCGGCGAUUCCUUGGCCAAAACAACUCAUUCUUGGACUGGUGUCUCCGCUGAGGGAUUCUCUCAUAUGGAAGCACCAAUGGCCCCGUAGCUCUUCUGACAGGGUCAGUCGCGCCUGGCAACCGCGUCACUUCGAUUACAACCCGUUGGUGGCGGCGUUCAAGCUUGGUGCAGACCCCAAGCACGUCGUGUCACUGUGGAUCAGAGCGUCGGUGUAUGUUCCGGUUGCCACACGCGAGGUCGUGGAUAAACUGGCGGCGUUCAACAUGGCAAUGUUCAUUGACUUGAACGACAAGUGCUACUCGGCACCUAAACCAACCAGCGAGGAUGCGCCGCUCGUCGCACCGUUGAGAACCCGUUCAGAUCUCCCCGACGACGACAGCCGAGUCGACGAGUCGCAACCGCCACGUGGUGGGUUUUACACCCCUAAACAACCCGAGGAACACCAGAUGUCGCAGCGUUUGUCUCAGCUGCUGCUCCACCAACGACGGAAGCAGAUGGCGCUUCAGUACCGUUGCCAGUCGGCAACCGGAAGUCCGUGA